AUGAAUGUUUCAAAAUGUUUGUUAAGCAGUUCGAAAAUACUGAAGAGAAAUGUAGAGUUUAAGGAAAUAUUUACUCCAAGAUGGUUUCUAGAUGCCCCGAAUUACAGUCGUAUGCCUUUAUGGAGAAGAUUUUUUGAAGGUCAGUACACAAAUGGGUCCUUCUUAUUUUUUGGAAACGCAUGGACAUCAAUGUUUGCUUUUGCAUUUGUUUUGUGGUUUUCAAGAAUUUUCGAUCCACCCCCAUUAGAGAGAGUUGACAAGUAUUGGUUAAAUUCCCCAAAAUUUCGUAUCUUAUCAGCAUUUUAUAAUGAGGGUAAAAGACCAGGUGUGAAAAUUUCUUUUAUGACAUAUGAAGCUAGAUAUUUUUAUAGAGGUAUUGAUCAUCCUUUUACCAUUAAUGAAAUUAAAGAUUUGUGGUUUAAAUUAAGAGAAAAUUAUUUAAUCGAGAGUAUACCAGCUAUUCAAUAUCCUUAUGUUUUUAGGCAGUACAAUAAUGUUUCCACCCCUGCGGAUUUGCAUGUGCAUCUUCAUUAA
Plasmodium malariae is the source of this 534-nucleotide messenger RNA. RefSeq names its product conserved Plasmodium protein, unknown function. Lineage: Eukaryota; Apicomplexa; Aconoidasida; Haemosporida; Plasmodiidae. Bases 1 to 534 code for a protein of 177 amino acids. The record is from RefSeq and is a predicted model, not a curated record. The transcript has a single exon.